AUGGAAAGAUAUCAUAGAGAAUUAACAGAUGAAAAUCCUGAAUAUUAAUUGAUCUUGCAGGAUUCAAUUGAAUCAGAUCCCAAUGAUUUCAAUUAGACAUAAACAUAAGUAUGGAGAAAUGAACUUAAAGUAGGUGAUAUCGUUGAUGUCAAUUUAGAGUUACCAAAAUCUUAAGGGGAUUUAGUUUGGGUCUAAGCAAAGAUUAUGUAAAUAUAAUUUGAAGUCUAUCUUAAACUAGACUUUAUUUUUGAUAAAUGGUAGCAAAAACAAACUAUUAACAAGUGGUCUGUCAAAAUUUAGUAGUUCGGAAUACACACACAAGAUUCAUAUAAAUAAAGAGAUAACUUAAAAACAAUGAUGUUUAUUGACUCUUAUAAAUUCAAUAAUUGGAAUAGAGCAAUCAUUUUGGAUAUAAAAGAAAUGAAAUUAUAAAAACAUGACUAUUGCAUUAAAAUGGCUUUUAUUGGGUGGAGAAUAUACUGUGAGUUAGAAGGGAAUAAUGAAGAUGAAAUUGGAUCAUUCAUUGGUUGGUCAAAAUCAUUUGAUGAUUGGGUUCCGCUUUAUUCCUAAAGCAUAAGACCAUUCCUCACAUAAUUAUAGCAUCUAUUUUCAGAAAUAAAAUCGACUAUAGAUAUAAGCAAAAACGAAAUCACUAACUAAGAAUAUCAAAGAAUAUGA
Molecule: messenger RNA, 678 nt
Organism: Stylonychia lemnae
Lineage: Eukaryota; Ciliophora; Spirotrichea; Sporadotrichida; Oxytrichidae
Source: the annotation of a GenBank genome assembly